This is a messenger RNA of Mytilinidion resinicola, 1797 nucleotides long. Its product is annotated as carbon catabolite repression protein-like protein cred. The transcript is spliced from 5 exons. Lineage: Eukaryota; Fungi; Ascomycota; Dothideomycetes; Mytilinidiales; Mytilinidiaceae. Gene Ontology annotation, biological process: ubiquitin-dependent endocytosis. Bases 1 to 1797 code for a protein of 598 amino acids. Gene Ontology annotation, cellular component: cytoplasm; cytosol; plasma membrane. The record is from RefSeq and is a predicted model, not a curated record. Gene Ontology annotation, molecular function: ubiquitin protein ligase binding; protein-macromolecule adaptor activity.
AUGGUUCGCGGUCCGGUUGGCGUCUUUGGCAGCGCAGUCUCGCGGCCGACGCUCGAAAUCCUGCCAGACUCCCCCUUCGUCGUCCUCUAUGGCCUCCCCUCCGAAGCCCAGCAGGUCGAGCUCACCGGCAAGCUCGUCCUCACCAACCACGAGUCUAUGGCCGUGAGGGGCAUAAAAGUGAAUUUAUCCGGCAUGCGCAAGAUCUCGUGGAUGACCAACACUGUGACGCCGCAGCCCAUUGUGUCCAAGCGGACCUUCCUGAAGGACGAGCUUAACCUGUUCCCUGCUGACGGUGUGAAAAACAAAGCCCACAAGAUUAACCCGGGCGUCCACGAAUGGACCUUCAAGUUUAUCAUUCCAGGCGAUGCGGACGAGAGUGUCGAGGGGCUGGUGGGAAACUACAUUGUCUACAAUCUGAAUGCCGUGGUGGACAGGGGAUAUAUCUCGAAGCAGAUAUGUGCAACAAGGCAUGUGCGGAUUGUGCGGACGCUGGGGCAGGACCUCAUGGAGUCUGUGCCAAUGGAGCAGAUCAACGAAGAUAUCUGGGGCUCAAAAUUGGCCUACAAGAUCACCGUUCCUCAGAAAAACUACAUUAUCGGCACCUCGAUCCACGCCGACUUCGUCCUGGUUCCUUUACGGAAAGGCGUCGAGAUUACGACCAUCAAGUUGGAAGUAGUAGAGCAUAUGGUCCUGACCAGCGAGUACACCGGGCGCACUAUCUCACAUGCCAGAGACCAGGUCGUAGCUUCAACAGAGAGCAACAUGCCCGAGAAUUCUGCGAAUCUCGUUCCCGACGGUGCUGAAGAGGGAGAUGAGCUGUUCGACGAGUCACACCGCUUUUCGAUGACCCUGGAACUCCCUCGAUCACUGAAGUCAUGCAGGCAGUCGGUGGAUACGGAUCACAUGAAAAUCGUGCACAAACUGCGAUUAUACGUGAAUCUGCACAACCCCGAGGGGCACACGAGUCAGCUUUUGGUCAAAAACCACCUCCAUCUAUUCAUAUCACCCAAUCUUCCACCCAAUGAGGACCAGAGCGUGCUCAUCGAUCACAACAUACUCUCUUCCAAUGCUUUGCGGGACGAAGCGAAUCAGACUGCCCCACCUCUAUACGGACUACAUCAGCUUGAUGAGCUCUACAACGGCAUUGAUACCAGCGGCUUUAUGACCCCUGGUGGCGCCAAUAGUGGAUUCAACACGCCCUUCUACAGCCAGAGUCGAAGUGGAUCCAACGAGGACAUCCCAACGACCCUUGAUGCGGUUGCACAUGAAGACGGCCCUGGCGCUUCUGCCAGUGCCCUCCACACCCGUCUCAGCAACCUCAGCAUGGCCCAAAAUGGCCGACAAGCCCGGUUCAUACCGCCCAACAAUACGGAUAGAGGUAGAUCAUUUCACUCGUCCGGCAAUAGCACACCCCACACCGAAGACCAAGGCAGCAGCAGCCAGCCCAACAGCUAUCGCUCUGGCAGAGGCUACUUCGACAUGACGAGGGGCAGUGCCAACCCCGUCGAAGAGUCCGGUUCUGCCGAAUACAACAUGGAAGCUCUGUCCAAAAUCCCCAGCUACAACACCGCCGUCCGCACUCCUGCUCGCACCCCUCUCAGCGAGAAUCUCCCAACCUACGAAAUCGCGACAAGUAGACCCGCAAGCCCUACCCACACUCCCCGUAGCGACCACAACACGCCGUCACCCGCCCGCAGUCUCGACACCCUCACCGAGGAGACAGAACGCAAUACUGAGCUGAACUCGCGGCGAGCUUCACCUACGCGUGAGGCCGCUGGGUCCGGCGAACAGAGGUAA